This is a messenger RNA of Diaporthe amygdali, 1254 nucleotides long. Its product is annotated as cyclin ccl1. Bases 1 to 1254 code for a protein of 417 amino acids. Gene Ontology annotation, biological process: regulation of transcription by RNA polymerase II; regulation of cyclin-dependent protein serine/threonine kinase activity. NCBI's taxonomy places the organism in Eukaryota, Fungi, Ascomycota, Sordariomycetes, Diaporthales, Diaporthaceae. The transcript has 3 exons. Gene Ontology annotation, molecular function: cyclin-dependent protein serine/threonine kinase regulator activity. The record is from RefSeq and is a predicted model, not a curated record. Gene Ontology annotation, cellular component: nucleus; transcription factor TFIIK complex.
AUGGCGACCGAGGACGAACGUUACCGGUCGUCGACUCAGUUCCGGCUCUGGUCCUUCUCGCCAGGCCAGCUCGCCGAGCUGCGCGCCAAAACCAACGGCCUCGCCAGGCAGAAUAUCUCAGACCGACUCGCCUCCUCGACAGCAUCCUCCUCGACCGUCGCCUCGGCGAACCCGUCCGGUUCCAACACUCCGAUACCCACCGCGCACACCUCGACACCCGCUACUGACCCAACACAAGUCAGCGCAGCAGCCGCGCCCGCCGAUGUGCCGACCGAGUCUACAUCGUCCAUGAACAGGGCCCCUCUGCCCGAGUUCCUCACGCCCGCCGAGGAGGAACAACUCCUGCGCUUCUACACCGUCGAGUGCCUACGCGCCGCUGAGUUCUGCCAGCUGCCAACCGAGAUCCGCGCGACCUCGGCAAUCUUCCUGCGCCGCUUCUUUGUCACGCACAGCAUCAUGACGUACCCGCCGACCAAGAUGCUCAAGACGUGCCUCUUCUAUGGCUCAAAGGCCGAGAACUCAUAUCCCCGCGUCAACAGCUUCGCCGAGAAGUUUCCGAACACCACGGGCGAGGAGAUACUGGCCGGGGAGUUCCUGCUAUGCCAGGGACUCAGAUUUGCCUUUGACGUGAGGCAUCCGUACCGAGCACUGGAGGGUGCCAUUAUGCAGUUACGGACGUUUGGGGACACAGAUGAUGCAAAGAUCUCCAGAGCGCAAAGCCGCGGUCGCGACAUUCUCAAGUUCAGCCCUCUGGUCACAGACGCCUACUUCCACUACACCCCCAGCCAAAUUAUGCUCGCCGCAUUAUCCAUGGCAGAUCAUGACUUGUUCGAGCGCUUGAUAGAGGCCAUGUUCCCCCACCAACCAAACGGGGCCUCAAAUGCGUACAAAGUCGAGGCUCUGAGCCAGGCAAUCAAGGAGAAGACGGUGUCUACAGUGAUGGCGUGCAAGGACAUGCUCAACCAGGAGCCACCAGAGCGGAUGACCAACUUCUGGGGGACACCCGAAGCCAAUUCCUUGGUCAAGCCACUCGUCCGGAAGCUCAAGAAAUGUCGGGACCCAGACCGAUUCGACCUGAUCGGGCUGCAUAAAAAGAGGCUGGAAUUCAAGGAGAACGAAAAGAAGCCAUCUAAAGGCGCAGUAGAGGACGACGGGGCCGUCUUCGGUGGCAGUAAUGGUACAGGCAAGGGUGACGCAGACCGCGACGCUAAGAGGCGAAAGGUUGCCGAGGACCCUUUCGGACCACCGUUGUAG